This is a messenger RNA of Carya illinoinensis, 2534 nucleotides long. RefSeq names its product F-box/kelch-repeat protein At5g60570-like. Gene Ontology annotation, cellular component: nucleus. NCBI's taxonomy places the organism in Eukaryota, Viridiplantae, Streptophyta, Magnoliopsida, Fagales, Juglandaceae. The transcript has 3 exons. Gene Ontology annotation, molecular function: protein binding. The record is from RefSeq and is a predicted model, not a curated record. Bases 1007 to 2371 code for a protein of 454 amino acids.
AAUAAGAAAGGAAGCGGUGAAAUGGAAAGAGAGAGAAUUUAGAAAAUGAGGAAAGGAAGCAAAGAAGGAAACGUUAGAAAGAAAGAGGAGAGGGAGUGGUGGGAGAAGCAGAGAGAAGAGAGAGAGAAAGCGCAGGAAGGAACCAAAACCCGAUUUCCCAAUUCCCUCCCGAUUCGCUUCCAAUUCAAUUCUAUACGAUACAAAACAAUACAAUUCAAUGGGAUGAAAACAAAAACCGCCCAACAAACUCAAUGAAAUCCACCUCCCUCUCCUCGCCCCACAACACCAACACUCCGCCUAUAUAUACGCGCGUGUGGUGUGAAUAAGAUUCUCACACAAGAGUGAGAGACUCAGCGUUUUAGAGACAUAAAUGGCGAGGUAAGCUCAGAGAGAGCGAGAGAGAGGGAGUGUCUGGGUAGUAGGGCUUGUUUGGGAAUCUUUAGGUUCUUCGGCUGCUGGAUCGGCGGGGAGAUCUCGGAUUUCGCAGGCGGCUUGAUCCGUGCAAGUCUUGGUUACUAUAUAUGCAUGGAACUUUUGCCAUGCAAGGAGGGCCACAGGGGUGGGGACCUUGCGUCUUGAACAGUCGUGGCUAGGAGUCUCCCCAUGCAUGAACUGGGUGUGUGGGUUGGGAGAGAUGCAAUCUCAAUCACUAACCUGCCCCAGGACCAUCCCUAUUUGAACAAUGCCAAGCAAAGAGUCUGCUGACUCGAGUGUUUCUUGCAAUUAUAGAUGCCUGGCUUUUGAGUUUUGAGGUUCACCACUCUUCAAAUUCUGCACUUUGGAGUUUGGACCUGCCUGACUGACCCUGUCCAACCACCCAAAUGCGAUGCCACAUCAAAACUGGCAGGUUUCCUGGGUUUCAAGCAGAUCUUAUCUUCCAUGUGCUUUAAACCAACCAUAGGUGGAGUCCAAAUGGUCCAAGUGCCUAUUGAAUGUCAUCCAAGAGCACCAGUGCCGUUUAGAGACCAGGAAUCUUUAAAGAUGUUCUGGACCACAAGUUGUUUAAAUGGUGUUCAGAUAUUCUCUCGAGGAACCAACUGGGAAAAUGGAAGGAGCAGGUUGUGAAGCACCAGCCACAGCUGGUGUGCAGGGUUGUGGAGUAAAACAGCUUCCAAAAUCCUAUGAUCAAGAGUGUGGGUAUUUACAGAAGGAUUUGGAUCUGUUGGCAAAUUCUCUAUUGGCUAGACAUAAUGGCUCGAAAGAUGUUGAGAAAUGCUUGCUGGACAAGAAGGUGCAUAUUCCUAACAUUGAGAGCAUGAUGCCGAAGAAAAUCAAGCCAAUGAUCAUGGCAAGGUCUGGGGAGAAGUGUGAUGGUCAGGCAUCAGAUGAUAGCUUCCUACCAGGUCUCCCUGAUGAUGCAGCAUUAGAUGUGUUGGCCUGGAGCAAUAGAUCAUACUACCCAAAUCUGGCCUGUUUGAACAAAAAAUUCAAGUCCUUGAUUGAGAGUGGAGAUUUAUACAAAUUGAGGCGACGACUUGGUGUGGUUGAGCACUGGGUUUAUCUUGCCUGUAUAAUGAUGCCAUGGGAAGCAUUUGAUCCUGUUAGAGAGAGAUGGAUGAGAUUGCCCAGGAUGCCUUGUGAUGAGUGUUUUACUUGUGCAGACAAGGAGUCUCUUGCUGUAGGGACCAAGCUACUUGUCUUUGGCCGCGAGUUAUCAGGAUUUGCAAUUUGGAUGUAUAGCUUGGUUACUCGGGAUUGGUCAAGAUGCGAUCUAAUGAACUGGCCCCGCUGUCUGUUUGGCUCAAGCAGCCUUGGGGAAGUUGCUAUUGUAGCUGGUGGAAGUGACAAGAAUGGUCAUAUUCUAAAAUCUGCUGAGCUUUACAAUUCUGAACUGGGUACCUGGCAAGCUUUGGCAGAUAUGAAUGUCCCUCGCAAACUGUGUUCUGGCUUCUUUAUGGAUGGGAAGUUUUAUGUGAUUGGUGGAAUGUCAAGCCAUACGAAUCGUUUAACUUGUGGUGAAGAAUAUGACAUGGAAAUGGGAACAUGGAGGAGGAUACAGAACAUGUAUCCAGUUUCUGGUGUGGGGAGAGAGCCAGCUAUGUGUUCCCCUCCUCUGGUAGCUGUUGUAAAUAAUCAGCUUUAUUCUGCUGAUCAAGCAACAAAUGAAGUCAAGAAAUAUGACAAAAUCAAUAACUCAUGGGCAGUUGUGAAGAGGUUGCCAGUUAGGGCUGACUCAUCCAAUGGUUGGGGCCUAGCAUUUAAGGCAUGUGGAAACAGCUUGUUAGUGAUCGGAGGACACAGGGGACCUGAAGGGGAAGUUAUUGUGCUGCACUCUUGGGAUCCAAAGGAAGGAAACCAAGAUUGGCGCAUCCUUUCUGUCAGGGAGCGAGCAGGUGCUUUUGUCUACAACUGCGCGGUAAUGGGCUGUUAAUUGCUUCCUCUUUUUUUUCUUUUUCUUUUGUGUCUGUUCUGUUUUUUUAGUGCAAAUCGAUCAUUGACUUGUGGAAAAACCAAAUAAUUUUAUCAAUUGGGACGGUAAAGCAUGUUUUCUCUGGUAUCGUUAAUUUGAAAGUUUUAUGUUGAUAACUUGUGCA